GGAAGAAGAAGAAGAAGGCGACUGAGAGAGAACCCUACUCCUGGUUGGCUUCAAAAGCAACAAAAAGACCCGGAGAGACAGAGGACAAGAGCCAGGGAGUUCCUUCGGCGCCCCCCAGCCCGGAUCCUCGUCUCCAGAAGCGGGGAGAUGAACCUCAACUUCACCUCGCACGCGGUGGCCCACUCGGUGUCUUCCCACAGGCCAACUUCCUUCUUCAUCGAGGACAUCCUGCUCCACAAGCCCAAGCCCCUUCGGGAAGUGGCCCCCGAGCACUUCCACAGCCCCCUGGCCUCUCGGGUCCCUCUGCUGGACUAUGGGUACCCCCUGAUGCCCCCGCCGACCAUCCUGGCGCCUCACCCGCACCACCCGCUCCAUAAACCGGAUCAUCACCACCCUUAUUUCUUGACCACUUCGGGGGUGCCGGUGCCCGCUCUCUUCCAGCCUCACCCGCACGCCGAGCUGCCGGGCAAGCACUGCCGCCGUCGGAAGGCCCGCACCGUCUUCUCGGACUCGCAGCUCUCCGGCCUGGAGAAGCGCUUCGAGAUCCAGCGCUACCUUUCCACACCCGAGCGCGUCGAACUGGCCACAGCGCUCAGCCUCUCGGAGACCCAGGUGAAAACGUGGUUCCAGAACCGUCGGAUGAAGCACAAAAAGCAGCUGAGGAAGAGCCAGGACGACCCCAAGGCCCCCGGCGCGGAGGACAGCGCGGAGCAGGGGGCCAGCAGCGAGCCGGAGCAGGUGCAGCCAGACAAAACGGCGCCCGUCGCUUCUUCGGCCUCCUCCUCGGCCGAGCCCCGCAAGGGCGGCCACCCGCCGCCCUUCCUGCUAGAGGAGACCGAGGACGAGGUGGACAUAAUCGAAGGGGCGGAGCUGUGCGGUCCCCAGCACCUCAUCUAGGGCGAGCUCGGACUCCGGGACUCAGCCAAGAUGGGUUGGGGUGGGACUGGCCUGACGCGGGGAGGAGUGGGAUGGGCGGUCCGCUGCUAAAAGACUCCUGGGUCCACUUGAGGACAGGUGGCCGAUGGAUCUGACCCCAGACUCUGAUCCGAGAAGACCAAACCCCGGACAGAUGUGAGAGAACCCCUCUGACCCAUUCAUCCAUCCUCCUCCUCCCUGCUCCUUUUUAGGACUGGGAAUCUCCACCAACAUUUCCCCGCCCCGUCGAGUUAGGCAAAGGUUGUGGGAACAGGGCGGAGGAAACUGAGCGAGGCUCAGAAUCCGGAUCAGAUCCAUGCAGGUGAUCUCAGAUGGAGGAGGGAUUUGGACCAUGGCAUUUUUAAACAGCUGUAUUUUUGCGCGCGGGGCUGAGUGGAUUCCAUCCCCC
Molecule: messenger RNA, 1324 nt
Organism: Podarcis muralis (Common wall lizard)
Lineage: Eukaryota; Metazoa; Chordata; Lepidosauria; Squamata; Lacertidae
Gene: BSX
Product: brain specific homeobox
Biological process (GO): regulation of DNA-templated transcription
Molecular function (GO): DNA binding; DNA-binding transcription factor activity, RNA polymerase II-specific
Source: RefSeq, a predicted model, not a curated record